Cataglyphis hispanica is the source of this 2954-nucleotide messenger RNA. It is a transcript of the gene Lac, whose product is annotated as lachesin. The transcript is spliced from 6 exons. The record is from RefSeq and is a predicted model, not a curated record. Lineage: Eukaryota; Metazoa; Arthropoda; Insecta; Hymenoptera; Formicidae. Gene Ontology annotation, cellular component: neuron projection. Bases 435 to 1637 code for a protein of 400 amino acids.
GUUUAUCUUUUUCUCUCCAUAUUGAAAAGAAAAAGAUAAACUCUGAACUAAUGCAGCCAGUUCAGCUAAAACGAACAGACCUUUAUCUUUUUCUCUCCAUAUUGAAAAGAAAAAGAUAAACUCUGAACUAGUGCAGCCAGUUCAGCUAAAACGAACAGAUCUACUGAGACACCUGUCCCACCCGUGGACGCUUUUAGGACGCUUUGGACAGCUUCGAACGCACUAUUGUUCCUUUUCGCCGAUCACUUUGAAUAGGUGAUUUAUAUCGUUGAAUAGAAUCGCACGCAUUGCACCGUUUUGAAUGAAUAAGACUUAAUCUAUGCUUCGUUAAAUUGGAAGGAGAAAUCCUAUGUUCGCAAAUAAGAACAGCGAUAAUCGCAUCGUGGAGAGAAGCUGAGGACGUUCUUCGUGCUGAAUUGAAUAUUGGGUGUGUCAUGAUGUGUGCUGUCAUUUUAGCUAUGUUAUGCGCAUUUCUUCAGACAGUUGUGGCUCAACGUACUCCAACAAUAUCUUAUAUAUCGCAAGAACAAAUUAAAGAUAUUGGUGAGACUGUAGAGCUACAUUGUUCCAUUCAGUAUGCGCAGGAUUAUCCAGUUUUGUGGAUAAAAGUUAACAGGGACAGUGUACAUGAGCAAGUGGCACUUUCUACCGGCACUGCAUUGAUAAUUAGGGACAGCAGAUUUGCUAUUAGACACGAUACAGCAUCCGCUACUUAUGUCUUACAAAUUAAAGAUAUACAAGAAACAGAUGCUGGAUUUUAUCAAUGUAGAAUACAAAUAUCUGUGAAUAAUCUUAUUAAUGCAGAAGUAGAACUGCAAGUUCGUAGACCACCAAUAAUUAGUGACAACUCGACUCAAUCUCUAGUAGUUAGUGAGGGACAACCUGUUAUGCUAGAAUGCUAUGCUAGUGGCUUUCCACUGCCAAGAAUAUCUUGGCGCAGGGAGAAUAAUGCCAUUUUACCUACUGGAGGAUCAAUUUAUCGUGGUAAUACAUUAAAAAUAUCUGCCAUACGAAAAGAGGAUCGUGGAACAUAUUACUGUGUUGCUGAAAAUGGCGUUGGACGUGGUGCUAGACGUAAUAUCAAUGUGGAGGUUGAAUUCGCGCCGGUAAUAACAGCUCCGAGGCCACGACUCGGACAAGCUUUACAGUAUGAUAUGGAUUUGGAAUGUCAUGUAGAGGCGUAUCCUCCACCAGCUAUUACUUGGGUCAAGGAUGAUGUACAACUGUCGAAUAAUCAGCAUUACAGUAUAUCGCAUUUCGCAACUGCAGACGAAUAUACCGAUACGACAAUAAGAGUUAUUACCAUAGAAAAACGACAAUAUGGAGAAUAUAUAUGUCGGGCAGCCAAUAAACUGGGCAGUGCUGAAACAAAAGUUGAGCUUUUUGAAACCAUUAUCCCUGUUUGCCCACCAGCUUGUGGUCAAGCUCAUUAUGGAACUGGCGUAAUUACAGUUGCUUCCAGACCUUUGGUAGUUCUAGUUUUAUUAAUUACAAUAAUGAGGUGUGUGUUAUUUACAGAAAUUUCCAUGCCAAAUAUUAACUACCCAGGUCUUCAGUGGGCAGCAGCAAACAGAUGCGAUCUUUUAAAAUGGCUCUAUACAAUCAUUAGCUUUAUUGUUGUCGCAAUAAUGCUAUAAAACCAAAACUUAAACUAUAAAGGCCUCAAUUAAUAUUUUACUAAUUAACUUUGUCUAUUUCAUCACACGAUUAUUUUUAUAGUUACAAACGAAAUGAUUUAUAUCAUCGAUAAAAAACGCGCGUGUUGUGACAUUUGUGACAUUUGUAUCAUCAUCACGGUGCAAUUAUUAAUAUAAUUUUAAUAUCAUUAUUUUCGUAUUUUAAACGCACUACAGUUUUUUUACAAUAUUUUCAUUUUUAGAAUCUCUUUUUAUGUAUAUAUAGAUAUGUUAUAUAAUUUUUAUUAAAAUUUUUAUAUUAAUCUCUAUAUUAUAUACAUUUUCUCUAAAUUUCUAUAAUUGAUCUUGUCUCCUUUUAUUAUGCGUAAUUAUGCUGCUCAAUUUUUACACAUUGUACAUCGAAGAGUUUUAACUUUAUUAAAAGAAUAUUAAACAAAAAUGAGAAUAAAAGAAUAAAAGUAGUAGAAUAGAAGAAAGUGUAUGAUAAUAAAUGUAACAUGAUUUUUAUCUAUUACGCUGAUUUGCUACUUGUUAACAUUUUAAUUAUUAGAAAAUAACUUUCACAUUUAAUUUCUGAAUAGAGAUCAAUAACAUACAUAAAUGUUAGUAAGAUAUAAAUUAUAACAUUCCAGUAUACAUAUUUAUGAUGAUAUAUGAUAUUAUGUAACGUCGCGUGCAGAUAGCAUAACAAACAUCUUUUGGUUUCACUGCCAACUGAUAAAAAAUGGAAAGAAACAAAGAAUAAUAACGUUAUAAAAAACAUAACAUUAUCUUAUUAUCUUAUAGACAGAUCAUUGGUAGUUAAUAAGUCGACAAUAUGGAUUUGUUAAUAUUAUUGGAGAAACCUGACAGUAGAAGUAUCAGCUACCCUGUUAAUAUAAAAAGAUUUGAAACAUCAUGAACAAUGAAAAUAAUGUUGAUGUUAGUGCCUUGUUCGUGAUAAAGUGUAAUUCGUAUUACAAAUAAAAUUAUAAAUGUGUAUAGUUUUUAGGCAAUAUAUUAUUUGUAUUUAUGUAUGUUACUUGUACGUACGUAAAUAAGAUAACAUUUAAUGUGUUUCAUCAGGCACAUGUUUCUUGACUACUUAUGCACACUUAUAACUAAAUCUUUUUUUUUUUUUUUAACAAGGCAUAUCAUAUGGUAUAUAACCUCCAAUAGUAAAAACCUCCAAAAGUAAAAAUAAGAAUAUAGAAUCUCAAUAAAAUAAGAAGACCCCACAGGCGUCGUUUUUAUAUACUCUUUACAAAUUUAUACGAUUUUAUACUUGUUAAUAUCGUAAUUUGUAUUUGAAUCUCGACGCCAUGAUACUCGUAAUAU